GGAGGGGAUCCAUCGCCGCGCCGCGCCGCCCCGCAGGCCAUGUCGGGCCACCUCGACCGCCACGCGCGCCCAAGUACAGAUGGGUGCUCAAGUCACGACGAGCGCAGAGACCACAGGUUGGAUUUUGAAAUCUCCGAAGAUGAAAAGAAGACGAGGAUGGGCUCUCUCAAGAAGAAAGCUAUAGAUGCAUCCAGUAAGCUUAGACAUUCCUUAAAGAAGAAGAACAGGAGGAAGAGUGGUAGUCGGGUUCUGUCUGUGUCAAUCGAAGAUGUGCGCGAUCUAGUGGAACUGGAAGCAGUGGAAUCAUUUAGACAGGCGCUGAUUUUGGACGAGUUGUUGCCUGCAAAACAUGAUGACUAUCAUAUGCUGCUGAGAUUUCUAAAAGCAAGGAAAUUUGACAUCGAGAAAGCAAAGCAAAUGUGGACUGACAUGCUUCAGUGGAGGAAGGAGUAUGGUACCGAUACAAUUGUUGAGGACUUUGAUUACACCGAGUUGGACACUGUUCUGGAAUAUUAUCCUCAUGGUUAUCACGGUGUUGACAAAGAGGGAAGACCUGUUUAUAUUGAAAGGCUUGGAAAGGUUGAUCCUAACAAGCUUAUGAAUGUAACAACUAUGGACAGAUAUGUAAGGUAUCAUGUGAAGGAAUUUGAGAGGAGCUUCUUGAUCAAAUUUCCAGCAUGCUCUCUUGCCGCAAAAAGGCACAUCAACUCGAGCACAACUAUUCUAGACGUUCAGGGCGUGGGUUUGAAAAAUUUCAGCAAAACUGCACGUGAAUUAAUUAUGCGACUGCAGAAAAUUGACAGCGAUAACUACCCUGAGACUUUAUUCCAAAUGUUCAUAGUCAAUGCUGGCCCGGGCUUUCGACUGUUAUGGAACACUGUGAAAUCCUUCAUUGACCCCAAAACCACUUCCAAGAUACAUGUACUUGGGACUAAGUGUCAAAGUAAACUGCUUGAAAUAAUUGAUGCUAGUGAAUUGCCAGAAUUUCUUGGUGGCACUUGUACCUGUCCUGAAUAUGGAGGGUGCCUUAAAGCCGAAAAAGGGCCAUGGAAGGAGCCGUACAUACUGAAGAAAGUCCUUAAUGGUGAGGCCCAGUGUGCUCGGCAGAUCGUAACUAUUUCCAAUGGAGAGGAAACUGUUAUUUCUUAUGCCAAGUCCAAGCACCAAAUGAUCCGUGGAAGCGAUACAUCAACUGCGGAGUCUGGAUCUGAAGCUGACGAUGUAACUUCUCCCAAAGCUCUGAGAAGUUACAUCUCUCAUCCUAAGUUGACCCCUGUUCGAGAAGAGGUCAAGAUGAUCAGGGCCACUAGCUUUACUACCCGUAUGCCUGAAUAUGACAUUCCUGUCGUCGACAAGGCUGUGGAUGCAACAUGGAAGAGAGAAGUGCCUAGGAAGGCACCCUUCCCAUCCACAGAAUCUUCCCUCAAAAGCACCACCAAGGCAUCCAACAGGUCCUUGGAUCAGAUUCUUCCAGCUCUGAUGGCUUUCGUGCUUGCCAUUGUAACGCUGCUUCGGUCAGUUAAAGAUAUUGGCACAAAGAGAUUGUCUGAUAAAAACGAGCCAGAAGAACAAAGCUCUGAAUUAUAUCAUGACUCCUUUCCAAAACCCGAGUUCCGGCCCCCUUCGCCAAGUCCUGGGUUUGCUGAAUCUGACCUGUUUUCCUUAGUCUUGCAAAGACUGGCACAGCUUGAAGAGAAGGUUCAGACGCUUCAAGAAAAACCUUCUGAAAUGCCUUGCGAGAAAGAAGAGUUGCUUAAUGCAGCCGUCCGCCGCGUGGAUGCACUGGAAGCUGAACUCAUCGUAACAAAGAAGGCUUUACACGAGGCUCUCAUCAGGCAGGAGGAACUACUUGCAUAUGUAGACAGGAAGACAAUUGCUAAGGCUCAGAAAAAGAAGAAGACGAUGUCUUGCUACUAGGACCAGGAGAGAGACCAUACCCCCUGUUGAGUUUUCUUCCUUCUGAGAUGCCAGAGAGGCAGAUAUGGCGUUUGAGAUGAUGUAAACGAGUGAUCUGUUCGUUUUCCUGACAAAUGCGAAAUGACAGAUAUCGGUUGUAAAUCGACAGAAAAUCCUGACAUAAAUAAAAUGUGUUUUUGCACUG
Molecule: messenger RNA, 2101 nt
Organism: Lolium rigidum
Lineage: Eukaryota; Viridiplantae; Streptophyta; Magnoliopsida; Poales; Poaceae
Product: phosphatidylinositol/phosphatidylcholine transfer protein SFH6-like
Exons: 14
Coding region: 40-1917 (625 amino acids)
Source: RefSeq, a predicted model, not a curated record